GCUGUGGAAUGUGCUACUCAAGCCUUAGAGAAAUACAACAUUGAGAAGGACAUCGCUGCUCACAUAAAGAAGGAGUUUGACAAGAAAUACAAUCCCACUUGGCACUGCAUUGUGGGAAGGAAUUUUGGCAGCUACGUGACUCAUGAGACCAAGCACUUCAUCUACUUCUACCUCGGCCAAGUUGCUAUUCUUCUUUUCAAGUCUGGUUAGAACCGUGGACUGUUACUGAAACUUGCAUCCAGUUACCGGACUCUGACUUGUUACUGCAGCCUUCCUAAGGACACAGGCCUUGAUCUUCAAGGGCAAUGGCAGGGAUUAUGUUGUAACAGACGACAUUACAUAGUGGAUAUAAAAAGGAAAAGUACCAAAAAAGUCUUCCUUGUAUUUAUUUUUUUUCAGAAGGCUCCUCCUUUGCUACUAGAGCUGUUGGAGCAGUUUUGCUUUGGAGAGUUUUAUAGCCAUCUACUGUAUUUCCCGAUUACUGCUAGUGCUAUGCAAGUACUGACAGUGUUUAGUUCUUUAUGUUCCAAACCUCUCUUACUCUUCUGAUUUUACUUUUAUAAAAUAAUUCUCCCCCUCGUUUUGCUGGAUGUGCUGUCCCCAAACCUGAGCUGUUUCUUUUACUGCUGUCUUUGGAGAACUGCGCUGGAGAAUAAAAGCCAAGUUCUACCCCA
Molecule: messenger RNA, 674 nt
Organism: Malurus melanocephalus (red-backed fairy wren)
Lineage: Eukaryota; Metazoa; Chordata; Aves; Passeriformes; Maluridae
Product: dynein light chain 1, cytoplasmic-like
Exons: 2
Biological process (GO): microtubule-based process; cilium assembly
Cellular component (GO): cytoplasmic dynein complex
Molecular function (GO): dynein light intermediate chain binding; dynein intermediate chain binding
Source: RefSeq, a predicted model, not a curated record